Messenger RNA from Eremomyces bilateralis CBS 781.70, 728 nucleotides. RefSeq names its product putative splicing factor 3B subunit 10. The coding region runs from base 132 to 386 and encodes 84 amino acids. Gene Ontology annotation, cellular component: precatalytic spliceosome; U2 snRNP. The record is from RefSeq and is a predicted model, not a curated record. Gene Ontology annotation, biological process: mRNA splicing, via spliceosome. The transcript has 3 exons. Lineage: Eukaryota; Fungi; Ascomycota; Dothideomycetes; Eremomycetales; Eremomycetaceae.
CCAUACCGACAUCACAUUUACCAACCGAUUCAACACAAAUUCGGUUACAUACCGUCCUCCCUACUCUUCAUAUCAUUUACCGUAAUAUCGCGAUCUAAGCCGUCGCCGCCGAAGAACCUAUCAAGCGCAUCAUGGCCGACAAACUCCGCGCCCAGCAACAACUCGAGCAACUCCAAGCCCGCUACGUCGGCACCGGCCAUGCCGACACAACGAAAUUCGAAUGGACCUCCAACAUCGCGCGCGACACCUACGCAAGCUACGUCGGGCAUCCGCCGCUGCUUCAGUACCUCUCCAUUGGCAUGGGAGAGCCGCGGGAGAAGGUUAGGGCGAUGAUGAUCGAGAAAAUGAUCCAGCCGGUGGGGAAGCCGCCGGAGGUGCAGGAUUGAGAGAGUUGGGUGCCGUUGGAAACGAACUUGGUUGAAGAGACUAUCACGCGAAGAAUGAGGGUAGAGAGACGGUUUUCUGCCUUGCAGGAACGGAUGGGGAGGAAUGGUGAUGGGGAGGAAGAGGAACUGCCGGACAUCAAGGCGAAUGCGAACGAGUCUCCAACUACACUCACGGCGCGCUACUUAAUCGGCUCGGUGUGCGGAGACUACCCAGGACAUGACAGCAUAUGCGCAUGACUUCUAAGGUCACCUCGUGGACUUAACAGUCAACUCAUAUACCACGACCAGAUUAGGUCCGCCUGCGUAUACCAUAUACUGAUCUAUGACAUUGAAACUACGCCG